AUGGAGAGCAAGAAAGAAGCUGGUUCUUCAUCCUCAUUAACUGCUGAUCAUUUUGGUUCCAAACAAUCAUCAUCCAAAGGGAUUUUCGGUUCAAUUUUUCCACCUCCAUCAAUGUUAUUAGAAUCAUGGACGAAACAGCCUUUACAACAUGGAAUGCAAGCUCCACUUGCUGGGAGUGCAACCUAUAGCAUAGCCAACAAGGAAAGGAACUCUGUUUUCCAAGAAGAAAGGAUGGAACCAUGCCAUUUAAGUUCAUCUAUUUACUAUGGAGGCCGAGACAUAUAUGGUCACCCCUCGAGUACCAAAACUUCUACAUCAUAUCCCAUAUUUAAGAAAGAUGGAGAAGAUCCUAAGGGGAGAAAUCCACAGGAUGCUUCUAGGGGAAACUGGUUCGCUCUAUUAUUAGAGCCUAGCCCUGCGAUGCACAGCACUGUCCAUCAGUUUCCUAGGGAACUUUUCAUAAAAGCAAGCAAAUAA
Molecule: messenger RNA, 477 nt
Organism: Hibiscus syriacus
Lineage: Eukaryota; Viridiplantae; Streptophyta; Magnoliopsida; Malvales; Malvaceae
Exons: 6
Coding region: 1-477 (158 amino acids)
Source: RefSeq, a predicted model, not a curated record